AUGGCCUGGAAAGACCCUAUGUGGGAAGCCCUAGCCAAAGAGAUGAACCUCACAGAGUGCACGGCGGUUUACGGGCCGGUCUUUACGGUUGCUGAGCGCAAUGACCUCACCAAAUCCAGCACAAUGGUCUAUCUCGAAGAGCCUAAUAAAUUGCAGCUCCAGGGCGUACUCCGGACCCCGUUUGACUCUCAUAACCCCUUUCCUGCUCCUGUGGUUGUUUCUCGUCAAAUCUUCAAAACCAAAGACAGAAGUUGUCUGCACAUGGAGUUCGACCUAACAGGCUCGUGCCUGUGUUACCACACCGGCGACCAUGUCUCCAUUAUGCCAGUGAACUCAGGCAUCGAAGUUGACCGAUUCCUCAGGGUUUUCGGGUUGGAGUCCAAGUGUGACACAGUCAUUGAUGUGAAAGCGAUCGAGCGGACUGUCAGAGUGGCAUUCCCUGUUCCAACCACGUAUGACACGAUCGUAAGAUACAGACUGGAAAUCGGCGCCCCGGUCUCACGACAAUUCAUUCAGCAGCUCUCCAGUUACGCCCCUACGUCGGAUACUAAAGCAGAAAUGGAAAAGCUGGGAGCCGAUAAGGACUACUCUCACAACCAGCUCACCGAGCGGCAGUUGAAUAUCCCUCAGGCGCUCGAACUGGUGGCCAAGGGCGCACCAUGGGAGAAAGUGCCAUUCAGCAUGUUAUUGGAAAGCCUUUUGGCCUUGAAACUACGCAUAUACUCAAUAUCAUCGUCAUCGCUGGCAAUGAAAGACCGACUGACCAUCACGACAAAAGUGGAGACGCACCCUAUUGCAUCCACCAACCUUUUCUUCAAGGGCGUGGCAACCAACUAUCUUCUUGCCCUCGAACAGAAGCAGAACAAUGUCUCUGAUCAAGACCCCUACGCUGGCACUUAUACCGUUCAUUCACCUCGCAAGCACUACGACGGUCUUCGCGCUUCUUUGUAUAUCCGUCCCUCUACUUUCCGCCUACCGAACAGCAGCACAACUCCAAUUAUCAUGGUCGGUCCAGGCACCGGCGUCGCUCCGUUCAGAGCAUUUGUUCAGGAGCGGGCAGAACAAAAGAAGUCAGGGCACGCAAUCGGACUGACAAUGCUUUUCUUCGGUUGUCGCAAUCAAAAGGAGGAUUUCAUUUACGAGGAGGAGUGGGCGUCUGCCGGCAAGAAGGUAUAUGUCCAAGAUAAAAUACGUCUGUUUGGAGCAGAGAUCAGUUCCCUCCUCACCGAAGAUGCUCACCUGUAUGUCUGUGGCGAUGCUUCGAUGGCGAAGAAUGUUAGUGGCCUCCUGCAACACAUACUUUCCGAGCAGAGGGCUGUGUCUCUCGCCGAGGCGGCUGCCAUCAUCAAACAGAUGAGAGCUGCGAACCCAUACCAAGAGGAUGCAUGGUCAUGA
Cladophialophora psammophila CBS 110553 is the source of this 1395-nucleotide messenger RNA. RefSeq names its product NADPH-ferrihemoprotein reductase. Lineage: Eukaryota; Fungi; Ascomycota; Eurotiomycetes; Chaetothyriales; Herpotrichiellaceae. The transcript is spliced from 2 exons. Gene Ontology annotation, molecular function: FMN binding; NADPH-hemoprotein reductase activity; flavin adenine dinucleotide binding. The record is from RefSeq and is a predicted model, not a curated record. The coding region runs from base 1 to 1395 and encodes 464 amino acids. Gene Ontology annotation, cellular component: cytosol.